Molecule: messenger RNA, 1532 nt
Organism: Oncorhynchus kisutch (coho salmon)
Lineage: Eukaryota; Metazoa; Chordata; Actinopteri; Salmoniformes; Salmonidae
Product: olfactory receptor 1052-like
Exons: 3
Coding region: 50-1075 (341 amino acids)
Biological process (GO): G protein-coupled receptor signaling pathway
Cellular component (GO): membrane
Molecular function (GO): olfactory receptor activity; G protein-coupled receptor activity
Source: RefSeq, a predicted model, not a curated record
UCUGCACCAGGUUUGUCUGAGAUCCUAUCAGGCCCACUGGCCCAGAGGUAUGAACAGCACCCAGUCCAGCCCUAUCGCCUUCUUCAUCAUCCAGGGCCUGGCCAGUCUGGGGGAGAAGAAGAUGGUCCUGUUUAUCAUCUUCCUGCUGGCCUACACCGUCAUCCUAGGUGGAAACAUCAUGAUCAUCUACCUGGUCCGGACUGACCCGAAGCUGGGCUCCCCCAUGUACUUCUUCCUCCACAACCUGUCCAUCGUGGACAUGAUUUACACAACGGUCACCAUCCCCAACAUGUUGUCAGGCUUCCUGACUGAGGUCAAGACUGUGUCCGUCCCCGGCUGCUUCCUCCAGAUGUACUGUUUCAUCCACAUGUCUGUUACCGGCCGCGCCCUGCUGACCGCUAUGGCCUACGACCGCUAUGUGGCCAUCUGUAAUCCUCUCCGCUAUGCCGCUGUGAUGACCCGCCCCGUCUGCCUGCUACUCAUCAUUGGGGCUUGGACCUUCGGUGCCAUCUGCACCUUCCCAAACACUAGCAUGGCAGUACAGCGUUCAUACUGUGGACCCAACGUGGUGCGCCACUGCUGGUGUGACCCGUCCUCAGUGAGGCUGCUGGUGUGUGGGGACACUCAGGUGGACAGCAUCGUGUCACUGUCUUUUGCCCUCAUAGCGCUGCUCACCACGGGUGUGCUCAUCCUCACUUCCUACAUCCUCAUCGGUGUGAAGAUAGCUAAAAUGGGCGCCGCAGAGCGACUGAAGGCGUUUAGCACCUGUGCCGCCCACCUGACGGUUGUGUCCAUUUCUUACAGCUCUGCCUCAUUUGUCUAUAUCUCCUACCGUGUGGGAAACUUCUCUCCAGAGGUGCGUAUCAUCGUGUCAGUGCUGUACUCGGCUCUGACUCCUUUCCUGAACCCGAUGAUCUACAGCCUGAGGAACAAGGAGCUGAGAGUGGCCAUCAAGAGGGCCUUCUGCCGACACAGACGUCUCACUGCAGAGCCGCAAAACACUCAACACACUGUCCUGACAGCAAAACAUUCAACACACUGUCCUGACAGCAAAACAUUCAACACACUGUCCUGACAGCAAAACAUUCAACACACUGUCCUGACAGCAAAACACUCAACACACUGUCCUGACAGCAAAACACUCAACACACUGUCCUGACAGCAAAACACUCAACACACUGUCCUGACAGCAAAACACUCAACACACUGUCCUGACAGCAAAACACUCAACACACUGUCCUGACAGCAAAACACUCAACACACUGUCCUGACAGCAAAACACUCAACACACUGUCCUGACAGCAAAACACUCAACACACUGUCCUGACAGCAAAACACUCAACACACUGUCCUGACAGCAAAACACUCAACACACUGUCCUGACAGCAAAACACUCAACACACUGUCCUGACAGCAAAACACUCAACACACUGUCCUGACAGCAAAACACUCAACACACUGUCCUGACAGCAAAACACUCAACACACUGUCCUGACAGCAAAACACUCAACACACUGUCCUGACAGCAAAAC